AUGGCUCUUCCCAGUGCCGCCGUCCCCAUGCUUGACGCUGCAAUCGUUCACGAGAAACCAAGCCCGACCGCCGUUGCAAAGGUCGCCCCAACCGCCCCAAACCCGGAUCAAGUCCGUGUUGUCGCUCCGCACGAGUACAAACAGGCUGCCGCAUGCUUGGCCGAGGCGUUUCGCCUUGACAAGAUUGUUCGCUACGCCAUCGACACUCCGGAUCGCAUGGAUAUGACGGAAGAGGAGCGCUUCGAAUUGCACAAAGCCUCCAUGGAGUACGUCACCUAUGCUCAUUGUCUCCAGGGACUGGUCUUGACGGUUGGUGAGAACUUUGAUUGCGUUGCUUUGUGGCUGCCACCGGGUAAGAACAUCGACGACUGGUUCACCAUCCUCCGCAGUGGCAUGUGGCGACUGAGCUGGAAGCUUUCCAAGGAGGGCAAGGCGAGAUUCUUCGAUGAGUUCCUGCCCCUGUUGCAUCAUACUAAGCAGGAAAUAUUGGGAGAAAGGGACAACAACUCCUGGUACUUGAACUAUAUCGGUACCAAGCCGGCGGCACGUGGUCGUGGUUAUGCCCGAAAGCUGAUUGAAUAUGUCACCAAGAUGGCCGAUGCUGACGGGAUCCCGUGCUACCUGGAGAGUUCACACGAUAUCAACAUCAUCAUCUACGGCAAGUUGGGCUUUGAGCUGCGCAAGCACAUCUAUUUGCAACGCGCUGCGGGCAUUGAGCUGAGGAUGGAUGUCAUGGUUAGGGAGCCGGUGGAUCCGGAAAAGAAGGAUGAGAAUGGCAACAUCGGGCAGUGA
Fonsecaea pedrosoi CBS 271.37 is the source of this 792-nucleotide messenger RNA. RefSeq lists its product as uncharacterized. The transcript has 2 exons. The record is from RefSeq and is a predicted model, not a curated record. Lineage: Eukaryota; Fungi; Ascomycota; Eurotiomycetes; Chaetothyriales; Herpotrichiellaceae. Gene Ontology annotation, molecular function: acyltransferase activity, transferring groups other than amino-acyl groups. Bases 1 to 792 code for a protein of 263 amino acids.